Molecule: messenger RNA, 4370 nt
Organism: Durio zibethinus
Lineage: Eukaryota; Viridiplantae; Streptophyta; Magnoliopsida; Malvales; Malvaceae
Biological process (GO): regulation of defense response to fungus
Source: RefSeq, a predicted model, not a curated record
GAUGAGAAGAGGGUUUUUGGCCAUUCCUUAGUUUGACAUAUUCUUCUCUGACUUCCUAGCAAUUUCCAGAACCAUUGAAGUCUUACCAGCACCUAAUUUACGGCAUCAUCCCUCUAUUCUUCCAAGCGCGUUUUUGUAAAUGUUUGUUUUAAGUGUUUGAUAAUGUCUGUCGGCCUGCAAUUUAGAGUUGUAUAAAUUGUGUUUGGCAUAAAAACAAUAUUUGAUGUCCAAGCAAAUAUGUUUCCUACUGAAUUUAAAGGUUAAAACAUUAGAGAAAUUGUCCACCGACUGCAUGCUUGUACUGUUUGGUGGCAAUCCAAAAAUGUGUAUAAAAUAAGAGAGCAACUUCAUUUUAUUUUCUAAAGGUUCAGUGCAAAAUGCGAACAUUGAUUUCUUCUUGAAACAAGUCCUGUCAGUCUGGCUCAGACCAUUGUAUUGCUUUUUUCAAACCAAGCAAACCAGGAUAUUGGCUUUCCAUGGCAGCCUUUUCUGCAAAACUUACAUUAAAACUUGAACACGUUAUCGGUUUGGGCCCAUUUUUCCAAAGACUAACAAGUACAAACAAGCAGUGAAAUAACAGAAUGCCUUGUUCUUACGACUUUGUCUUGUUAUUUUUUUUUCCCUCCAAACUUCUCCUUAACUAGGAAAAACAGACUCUUGGACUUUCAAACAAGUUCUUCUUUCCUUCCUUUCUUUUUCUUUCUUAAUUUUCUGUUUUAGUAAACCUCAUUUGUCUUCAGUUUGUUUCUCAAUUUUGAAGCAAAAAUUUCCAGGGAAUUGAAGAAACCAGAAAGUUUAUUUUCUUUUGGUCAUUUUUUGGAUAGUUUAAUGGUUUGGUUUGUUUUUAUCAAGUCUCUGGGUCCUUGCUGUUGGUGACUAAUAAUGGCCGAAGAAUCAAAAGUUCGGUUUGUUCGUUGCCCCAAGUGUGAAAGUCUGAUAAAGGAGCUUCCCGACUACUCUGUCUACAAGUGCGGUUCUUGCGCUGCUGUUCUUCAAGCAAAGAAGAAAGAGCCAGCUAGUAAUGGGUUUCUAGACAAGCCAAUUGAGAAGGGAAGAGGGGAUUGUGAGAAAGCGGAUAAUCAGUUAGACAAAGGAGGUAGUGUACGCAGUGCUUAUGAGACUGAAAAUUGUAGAGCUGAGGGUAUAAGUAGGAGAAAGGAUAGAAUUUUUGGAGAAAAAAGUAUGAAUUUCAACAGUCAUUCUUCAAGAACAGAUAAGGAAGUCUUCCUUGAUGAUGAUAAAAAUGUAAGGGAAAAUAGGCAUGGCCAUGAUAGAACUGAGAAAGGAGUUGGAUAUUUUGAUAAUUAUGUGCCAUCCUCAAAGAAUCCUCAAAGGCAUUAUUAUCAGGAUAUGAACACUAACAGGUCUAAGUCUGUAAAUUCGAGUAGAGAGAGCAAAGUUGGGGACUACUCGCCCAAAUUAGCAGACUUCGCUAGGUCCUUGAGGUUGAAGGGUGUGGACAGAGAUGGGUUUGGAAGGUUUUACAAGAGGAGCCUGGGAACAAUUGAUGAACAGGAUAGAUUUUCAGCUGUCCAUUAUCCUGAUGAGGGACCUUCAAAUUAUAGGUGUGGUUCUGUUUAUGGCUACCACAAACCAGUGAAGAGUUUUGAAUACCUAGACGUUCCCAAUGGGUUUCAAAAUUUUGAAAAGGAUCGAGCCCAGCUGCUCAAGAAGCUGGAUGAGUUAAAAGAUCAACUGAGUAGAUCUCAUGAUAUGCCCCAGACGCCCAGGGAAAUGGUUCCUAGUGAUAAGAUGGCUUCUAUUAACCAUCUUGGUGGUUCUAUUGGCAAUAAGUCUUCUGCUCAUCGUCGAUCUGCACAAUAUCAUCAUGUUUCGAAGUUGACUUAUUUAAAUCAUAGUUCUAUGAAUGAUGAUGACCGUGUCCAGAACUUUUAUGGAAAUUUCCACCCACUUUCAAAGAAUGUUCAUCGCAAGAUUUCUUAUGAAGAUUCUCUCUCACCAGGUAUGCAUAGAAGACAUCAUAAUCAAAUAUCCUAUCACCAUCCUCAGCAAAGGACUUAUGGUUAUGGCUACUCUUCAAGACAAUAUUUGGAUUUUAAUGAAGAUCUUGCAUCAUAUCCAAAUCCAGACGAAACCUUGUAUCACUUCCCUGCAUGCUCAUGCUUACAUUGCUAUGACAAAAACUGGAAAGGCCCUUCGCAAGUCCCACCUGCUGGUUUUAGCAAUAGAAGGUUUUUGAGGGACCCUUGCAGUUCCACUUUCAACCAUUAUGUGAAUUCUGAUAGAGUUGGGCAACACUAUCGGACUAGAGCUGCCAAAGGUCCUCAUUUGAACUUUCAAGAUCCAGCAGUGCACAUAUGGCCAAGUGAUAUCGAUUCAGAUAUUGAAGGUUUUGGUCGACGAAGUCCUAGAAAGGCAGUACUAACCAGCCGGAAUAAACGGCUUUGUCACCCUAUAGCCAGUGGUGCUCCAUUUAUAACAUGCUAUAAUUGCUUGGAACUGUUAAAAUUGCCCAGAAAAUUCAGAAAAAUGAAGAAUGACUGGAGAUUACGAUGUGGUGCUUGUUCAACUGUGAUUGUGUUUGAAAUGGAGAAGAAGAGACUGAUUAUUUCUGUUCCUGGAAGUCCCAUGCGAAGGCCUCCUGAGGCCGAAGAAAAGUCUUCUGAGUUGCUGAACGACAGCCACCCAGGUUCUCAUGGAUUUUUUAACGCUGGUGGCGCAGUUCCCACUUCAAGCAAUGUUGAAAAUUUUGGUUAUGACCAAAUAUCUUCUAAGGAAGAGGAAGGCCCUGAUAAUGUUAUUGAUCGUAGAGAUUCUCCUGGCUCUUCUGAGCUUCCAUUUAGUUGUGAUUUUUGCCCUACAGUUUCAAGUUUACCUUUUCAGGAGCAAGUCAACAAUCCAUCAUCCAAUCAAACAGUGAGCAGACGUACGAAUGCAAAUAGGGCUAAACUCGCAAGGGUUAUCCCAGUGAAAAAUGCCUCUCAAGUUGUUUCCGAGAAAAAUGCACUAGUGGCAACUGAGGUGGAAGUUUCUUUAGAUGGAUAUCUAAAUACAAGUUCAUAUCAAAACUCUUCUGAAGCAAGCAAAGAAGACAACCAAUUGAAACUCCACAAGGGCAGCAAGUCGUUUUUAGUAGGUCUUAUUAAGAAAAGCUUUAGAGAUUUCUCAAGAUCUAAUGAUAACAUCAAGAAUGAAAGACCUAAUGUUUUGGUGAAUGGACAACCUAUAUCUGACUCUGUAGUUAGAAAGGCUGAAAAGCAAGCUGGGCCAAUUCUUCCGGGAAAUUACUGGUAUGAUUCUCAAGCUGGAUUCUGGGGUGUGAUGGGCCAACCUUGCUCUGGCAUAAUUCCCCCGUUCAUUGAAGAAUUCAAUUACCCCAUGCCAGAAAACUGUGCUGCUGGAAACACAGCCGUCUUUAUAAAUGGGAGAGAGCUGCAUCAGAAAGAUCUAGACCUCCUAACUUGCAAAGGAUUACCAACGACAAGAGACAAAAGCUAUAUUCUCGACGUGUCCGGAAGAGUUUUUGAUGAAGGCACUCGCAUACAAUUAUAUAAUCUUGGCAAACUGGCCCCAACAGUCGAGAAAGAGAAGCGUGGAUUUGGCAUGAGGGUCCCUGGUCAGUGAGGUUCUACAACUUCUUCUGAUGAGUAAUUUGAAGAGGCAAUUGCCUUUGCCCCUGCUAUAGCCAUAUUUGUUUGAUAUCCUAUAAAACCUUCUUCUGUGGUUGGUGUAAAAUCAAAAUCCUUUGUAAUUUGUUGUAUUUGUAACAAGAAAAGUUUCAUUAAACAUAUAUACUUGUAUGUGCAUUUGGAUCUCUUCUUGGUUUGCCAGAUGAUUUUGUCAUGUGGAGUGCUUAUGUUAAUCUAAUGAGGAACAAUCCUUAAUCAAAGACUUGGACAGAAUUCUGCGUAAUGCUGAAUUAGAAGAGUUUGAGAAGGCAACGGCAAAAGCUGCUGAUUAUGAGGUGAAUCUUAAACUUCUUGUCUUCGCAAAUCUCUUAUUACUGAGACCAGAUGGACACACAGGUUCAUAUCGUCAGUUUCAGCCGAUACCAGAGAACAAACCAACAGUUGUUCAGAACGACUCUCUACAUUGGUGUUUACCUGGACCAAUAGACUUUUGGAAUGAUGUAAUUAUGGAGAUGGUGGUUAAUGGUUAAUCAAAAAAAUUUGCCUGAUCGAUUUUGGAGGUUGUUUUUUCUCAAGAAAUUUUGACAGUUGCCAUCCUGAAGUGAUGCUUCUUCAUAGCCACUAGUUGAACAAAGGCAUUUUAUCAUAGUGAAUGCCAGUGGUUCAUCUGUUUCCCUCCGCUGAGGCGCUCAGCUUUCUGUGGAUCAUGCUGGGAUUACUGGAUGGAAAUAGAAAUAAUUUUGUAUGGUCUCAUACCGGUUGAUUAACAAAGUAAUUAAA